Tympanuchus pallidicinctus (lesser prairie-chicken) is the source of this 1064-nucleotide messenger RNA. RefSeq lists its product as uncharacterized. NCBI's taxonomy places the organism in Eukaryota, Metazoa, Chordata, Aves, Galliformes, Phasianidae. The transcript is spliced from 3 exons. The record is from RefSeq and is a predicted model, not a curated record. The coding region runs from base 116 to 757 and encodes 213 amino acids.
UGAUGAGGUUUUCUCAGCUGUUCCCUUUAGAGGGCGAUCCUGCCACACACAUCUUCAGCGGGCCAACUUCUGGGAGCUGCAGUGCGAGGUGAAGCCGCCCGGAGGUCAGCGGAACAUGGUGGCUCUUCUGGAGCUCUGCAAAGCUACGGACAUGAACGGAGCUGCAGUCUGGUCCAGGCAGUUCUGGUUGAAUGUGUUCUGCUUCCUCAGGCAGUUGCCAAGCUGCUCCCAGAGGUUGCGAAUACAACUCCAACAGCCCCCAAAUUCUUGGAGAGCUGCCCGCAAAAGACAGAGAUUCAUGUGCCUUUCUUCCCGAAUUAACCUCCAGCGUGUGUGCCGCUGCUUUGCUGUUGACCCCAUGCCUUUGCUGUUGCAUAAAGGGUUCUCCUUGCCCAGAAGAUCCAGCUGCCAGCACACUUUAGGAGGCUCCAAAUUCAUUAUCGGUGCUCUAACAUCUCCCUCCAAGAGGCUGCAGUUUGGCACAGGCAGUGCCUUUGAUGUCUGGGCUUGGCCAGCACCUCGUGCUGUAGGAUCCCAAGUUCAUCGCUGGGGCAUUUCAGCUUGGGAUCAAUGCUGUGAGUGCUCCCAGAGAUGCUUUUCUUUCCCAGCCCUGAGGUUCGUGGUUGGUGAAACUCAGCAGGAGCUGGGGAGCUCAGUGGAGCGUUGUGCCUGCAUGGGAGUGGGGCAAGAAACGGGCAGGAUGUGGGGGCUUCCAGUUGCUAGCCCAUUGCCUCUCCUUCCUCUUCUACAUCAGUAAGCACUGCCAGCACCUGGUGCAUUAACACAGCAGAAACCCUAGAUACUCUCUGAAUACGCAGCUGGUAAAGUGACUUCAGUUCAGCUUCUCUCAGUUGAAGGGUGAGAGCUGCGUCCUGGCUGGGCUCCAAGCUGAGGGGGGCCUGGUGGGGAUCUGAAGCCCUGGGUACAGAGGGUUUGCUGGAGACCAGUGGCUGCUCUCCAGGUUCCAAGCCUUGGAGCAUCUGCCCCCAUGGGGAUCCUGGGGAAAGGGGCCAUUCUUCUUAAUGCGGGGUAGACCUUGGGCUGAGAAAAAGAGACCGUGUCUU